Messenger RNA from Guyanagaster necrorhizus, 1515 nucleotides. RefSeq names its product HlyIII-domain-containing protein. Gene Ontology annotation, biological process: intracellular zinc ion homeostasis. Lineage: Eukaryota; Fungi; Basidiomycota; Agaricomycetes; Agaricales; Physalacriaceae. Gene Ontology annotation, cellular component: membrane. The transcript has 7 exons. Gene Ontology annotation, molecular function: signaling receptor activity. The record is from RefSeq and is a predicted model, not a curated record. Bases 1 to 1515 code for a protein of 504 amino acids.
AUGUCGUAUGUUCCGACUUGCAGACCUUUGCCGUAUUCGUUGGACGCGCUGGACGUCUCGCCCAACUCACCUACUCAAGCUAUGGCAUCUUUGCGUUUUCUCGUCCUGUCAUAUUUGGCCGAGCUUGAAACCAGGUUAUCACAGCUGGAAUCCCCAGAUUUGGAGGCUUGGAUGGUCAAGGGAGAGGUCGCCAUGGAGGAUGCCAACCAAUGGGUUAGUAACACGCUGGAACUCCUAGAUUCUAUUCGGGCAGAUGUCUCGUUCCACCUGCCUGCGCUGUCUGUCGACAGCUUUACGUCCCACCUCCCCGAUGUACCGAGCAUCCGUUCACAUCUUCCUGACAUGUCUGAUAUGCACAUGCAUCUACCCGACUUUAGCCUUGCGGACAUGCGUGCCAGGCUCGAGGAUAUCCGCGCCCGGUUUCACGACAUAGACUUUGAUAGACCCGUCAAUUAUCUUCCCAUACUCUUAGAGCAUUUACAUGGCCUGACUUUGCGCCUCUCAUCAAAAGAGCUACCGUCCGGCUUCGAUAUUGGCUUGGCCGCGCUUAGUUCGCGUCUUACAGACUUUCUCGACUUCAUAUUAUCUUCGGAUCUUGUCCCUUCAGUUCCACAUAUGAUGGAUGGUGAGGAUUUGAUGGGUCGGGCAGCGAUGGAAGUGGUAGAAGUUGCGAGAGCCAUUAAGCAUUCCUUCGAGGGCGUCCACCUCAUCCAGUACUCUGACCUUCCCAGUAAAUGGCGUAAUAAUCCAUUCGUUACCCGAGGUUAUAGAUUUAUACCUAUAGAAAGAUGGCCUCUGCUCGUCUUGUCUCUAUUCACAUUUCAUAACGAAACAUUAAAUAUACACACGCAUUUAGUUCCCUUCCUUCUCUGGUUGAUCAGUUCCAUACCAUUCUUCAGUACUGAAAUCAUUGACACCCCUGAGCGAUGUUUCAUGGCGUUCGCUCUCCUCUGUUUGUUCUGCAGCUCGGUGUGGCACACAAUGGCGGGUUGUGCUCACCACGGCAGUAUGGAGUUCUGUGCCAGAGUGGACUAUGUCGGGAUCGGAUGGCUCAUCAGUGCGAGUGUGGGGACAGUCGUCUGGUAUGGCUUCCAGUGCCAUCCAGAAUUAGGUCGAUUUUUCUUGUCACUAUGCGCCGUUACAGGGUUGGCUGGAAACGUGUUUCCGUUCAUGGACUGGUUUAAUCAAUACGAGAAUCGGGGUUGGCGCAUAGCCUUCUUCUUGUCCCUUGCAUUUUCCUCGCUCGCGCCUUUGGCUGCACUCGCAGUGUUACAUUCACCACGUCAAAUGAUGGAUUUUAUAUCGCCUGUUGUGCCUUCAUUAGUAUCAUACGUUGCAGGAUUGGUAUUCUAUGCGACGCAUGUACCGGAGCGGUUCCUUACUGAGAAAUGGCGAGAAGGUGCUUACAUUCAUUCAGGAUCUCAUUGUAUCUGGCACUGUUUCAUCGUGCUUGCCGUAAGUCAGCAUAAAUCGGCAAUACGUGUUAUGAAAGACGGGAUCCUAUGUACUCCGUAG